This is a messenger RNA of Apis laboriosa (Himalayan honeybee), 8478 nucleotides long. RefSeq names its product complexin (gene cpx). The record is from RefSeq and is a predicted model, not a curated record. Gene Ontology annotation, molecular function: syntaxin binding. The transcript has 5 exons. The coding region runs from base 370 to 795 and encodes 141 amino acids. Gene Ontology annotation, cellular component: SNARE complex; terminal bouton. Gene Ontology annotation, biological process: neurotransmitter transport; regulation of neurotransmitter secretion; synaptic vesicle exocytosis. NCBI's taxonomy places the organism in Eukaryota, Metazoa, Arthropoda, Insecta, Hymenoptera, Apidae.
UCUUUCCCCGUCUUUCUCUUCCUCUCCUCCCUUCUUUUUCCCGCUUGGAGAACAGAAAGCAACUACCACCACCACCACUACACACCACCACCACCAUUACCACCACCGCUGGCGACGCCGUCGACGCCGACGCCGCUGCCGCCACUAUCGCCACCACCACCACCACUGUCACCGCCACCGACGACCGGAGAGACGCACGUAGUCUAAACGUGAGACUCGCACGGACGUUGUCGUUCGUCCUCGCCGGUGGUCCUCGUACACUGUUUUUCGAGCCAGCUCCGGUUGUACUUCGACUUCAUCCUUCAUCGAGGAGUGAUCAGAGAUAACAGGGCGUUCGAUUAUCGAGGGCGUUGAUCGGCGAGCACCAAGAUGGCAGCUUUCGUGGCGAAGCAGAUGGUCGGCAACAAGCUGAACGCGGUUAAAGGAGCCGUUGGUGGCGAAGGCGGAGACGAAGAUGACAAGGAGAAGGAAGAGGAGGCCGAGAGAGAGAGGCAAGAAGCCAUCAGGGAGGCUGAGGAGCGAAGGAAGGAGAAACACCGCAAAAUGGAAGAGGAACGGGAGAAGAUGCGACAGGAAAUCAGGGACAAGUAUAACAUAAAGAAGCGGGAAGAGGUGCAAGAGAUGACUCAAGAGGAGCCCAAUCCUUUGAUGCGCAAGAAAAAGACGCCAGAGGAAUUGGCCGCGGAAGCCGAGGCGGAAGAAGAGGACGAGAUUACAAAGAUCAAGAACGCGUUAGACACGCAUAUACAAGAGAUCAAAGCGCAAGUACUUGAUGGUAAAUGCGACCUCCAAUAAGCCUACCUAACACUCCUCGAAGCGGUCGGUAAGGAGGGCGGUGCAUCAUGCGCCGCCAGGGCCGCAUCCGCCUCUCAGCCCCUACGACACCACGAAAGAAGAAGAGAAGAACGAGCAAGAUCUGACGCGUUAUCGGAGAAGCGAAAGGAAAGAACGAUACGAAAGGAGGAAAAGUUCAGCGUCGUCGUCGUCGUCGUCGUCGUCGUAGUCUUCGGUUGGGUCUUCGUCGUCGUGUUGUUGUUCGUUCGAGAAUCGAUUCGAGAUACUCACCGCGUGUCCACGGAUGGCGACCAGACACGCACACCCUCCCUCCUCCGCACCUUCGUCCUCCGCCGUUCUCGAUCGAUCGAACGGCCGAUCGAUCUCAUCAAGGAGCGCGAUCGAAACCGAGCUGAAAAAUUUUUGACGAUUUUGGACGGGUCGAUUUUGGACGGGAGAAAUUUCGGGAGGGGGGUGAUGAUCGCGUUUUGAGUGUCGUCCGUUGCGAUCCGUUUGUCGAUCCGAUCGAAACGAAUUCGAGAGAUCGUUACGUGGAUAUGGCCACGGAGUGAUCUUGGGAAUGGAGGAAUAUCUGGAGAAUCUUUGGAGGAGCGGGACGAGGUCUCUGAGAUCUCGACGUCGAAACAACGAACAUCGAGUUGUCGAGGAAAAGGGAUGAUCGAAAGUGACGAUGAACCGUUUCCAUGGUCCGAUCGAGUGAAGAACGUGCGUAUAUAGAAAAUAUAUGAUAGGGAAAAAUAAAAAAUUAGGGGACGAUGACGGGAUAAAAAAGCGAGGACAUUGCGGCAGACACGAGAAAGUGUAAAGAGAAUAGUAGUGAGAGUUCGUUAAUAUUAGAUUCGGAGAAAGAUGAAAGGGCGAAGACGAUCCGAAAGAAAGGGGAAUUCGUUUAUGCCUUACGAUUCGAGGAGAGGAAAGAGACGAGACUAUCGGCGAGGAUAAAGAGAAAAGGAAAAAAAGGAAAAGAAAAAGAAAGAAAGGGAGAAAGCGAAAAAAAUCGUUUGAUCGAUCCGAAAGUCUAGUAUCGUGGCGUGAAAAUGAGACGCGAGCAGUCGAAGGGCGCGUGCAUAAUAAUAAUAUAUCUAUAUAUAUAUAUAUAAAUAUAAAAUGAAGAAAUAUAUAUAUAUAUAAAAAUAAGAAAAAUGAAAGAAGUAAAAAAGAAAAAAAAAAAAAGACGUAAAAUUAGUACCUAAGUUUCUAGUGAAUUUUCGAACAUAUAGUGGUAAAAAAAAAAAAAAAAAAAAAAAAGAAAAACUACCGGUAGCAGAGUUACGUAGUCACUAGUUUGUUCGACGGCUGUUCAAAUAACAAGGAGAUCAGAAUGGAAGAAGGAGUCAUUAUUAUUAUUCGAGUUAUUAAUUAUUCUCAUAGUUUAUUAUCGCGGUCAUUGUUCUUAUUAUUGUUACCAUUAAAUGUUUAUAUUUAGGGAAACAAAGUUAAGGAUCGAGGGCCACGAGAAACUAGGAGUCAAGAGACCAAAGAGUUUUUUCGAUCGCAAAAAAAAGACGGAGAAGGAUAGCUGAGAGAGAAAUAAAAAAAAAAAAAAAGAAAAAGAAAAGAUUAAUCCAGGAAACGAGCAACAAGAGAGAAACAAAAAAAAGUAACCGGCGGCCCUUGCUCUCCCUUCCGUCCAAAUUCGAAUUUUUCCAAUUUUACCUCUCGGCAAUAUAGCUCGAUCGCGAUCGAUCCGCGAGCGAAACGCGUAACACCUGAUCGAUUCUUAGGGACAAUUUAGUUAGGACACAUUACCAAAGAGAAGAAUAAGAAGAAGAAGAAGAAGAAGAAGAAGAAAAAAUAGAUAAAACGGUUAUAAAAAAAAAAAGUUAAAAAAAAAAAAAAAACGUGUCGUUAAGAAUAGCUCGACGAAUCGAGCAGCACUGACUCUCGCGCGUUUAAAGAUGCAUAAAUAGAAUAAAUAAUAGAUAAAAUAAAAUAAAAAAAAAAAAAGGGAAAAAAAGAAAAAAAAUAAAAAAGAAAAGAAAUGCCUUUCUUUCACGUUUAUACAGUGCGUUUCUAUCGAGUGUAAUUAAAGUAAAUAGUAGGUUAAUCGUUAGAUGAAAGGAAGAGAAAACCGAUAAUAAAAUAUGUUCGUUUAGAAACGGGAAAUAGAGAUUUUAGAGGAGUGUCGCGAUUCGAGAUCGAGAUGUUCUUAGCAGGGGAUAAGUUUUCAGGUGUUACCGCCGGAAACGUUCGAGCAAAGUAGCCAUUGUCUCAUCCUUUCUCGAACCGGUUCACCAAUCGUUUUCAUCUUGUGCUUCUCUACGUUCUCGUCUCCGUCUCGUUGUCGUGUGAACAAAAAAAAAAAAAACACACGAAACGCGUUGCGUACCGAGAACGACGAGUGAACAACAAUGGUGGACGGGAUGGACGGAGCAUCGACUGCCGGCAAGUAACGCGAGCCUUAUACAUAUACGAGAAUAUUAAAAAAAAAAAAAAAAAAAAAAAAAACGAGGAAUUCAAAUGCUCACACAUACGGAUACACAUAUUGCGUAACACUUAGAGACUUAUAAUAAUCGGAAAGAGAGAGGAAGAAAAAAGAAAAAAAAAAAAAAAAAAAAAAAAAAGAAGCAUUUCGUUCGAGAACGUUUCUUGUUCCUUCGAUCGAAAGAUCGGAUACGUUUAAAUGAAGAGACUGAGAAAAAAAAAAAAAAAAAAAAAUCUGUUUAAAUUAAAGAUAUUAUACAUUGUAACGUAGAUUCUUGCGUAACGUGAUUCUGAGUUGGUAUAUGUAUAGGGUAUGAAAAGCCAAAAAAAAAGAAAAAAAAAAAAAGGAUAAGUCGCGAUGGAAAAGGAAAUCCUAUGGACGAGAUAAACGUGCCGUUUAAUGCGUGAAAUUGUUUUUUUUUUCUUUUUUUUUUCCUUUUUUUUUUCUUUUUUUUUUUUCUUCUUUUUCGAGAUGAUCGUGAGAAGAGAGUGUGUGUUUUUUUUAUAUUCGUUGUAUCGUAACCUCGUUCUAACAAAACCGAUCUAUUCUUGUAUAUUCUUCUUCUUAACUAUCGAGCGUGUCUUCUCGUAUCGAUCUAUCGAUUGAUUCUGACUCUGAAGCAACGGCUAUCUUCUGAUUUCUUUGCGAGCUCGAGAUUCUCCUAACACGCGCUCCAUCAUACUUGACCAUUCGGAAAAACUAGGGAAAACAUUUAUCGACGAUAUAUAUAUAUAUAUACAUACGCCACGAGGAAAGAUUAUUGUUAUUCAUCGACUCUAAAAAAGAAAAAGAAAAAAGAGAAAAAAGAGAAAAAAAAAAUUUCAAUCGCUCCGACGAACAAUAUAAUUGCAAGUAAAAAACGCGAAACGAGGGAAUGAAACGAGGGAGUAGAAAAGAGAUUGGAAAAGAGGUUUCCUCGUCUCGUCGAGUUAAGCGUGCGUUACAUUUAGGACCGCGUCCCUAUUUUAAAAAAUGGAAAAUGCAACCUCAACGUCAGUCGAAAGUGAGAAGUCGGAAGGCCUUCUAGCCCAAACUUUUUUCCUGUGUACAAAUGGACGCAUGUCGAAGCUUUCUGUGUGCAGCACACUCUUGUUGUCGUUCUCGAUGUAUAAAAAACAUGUUUAAAAGCAUAUUUUUCGAAGGGUCGACACGAUUCUCAGCCGUUCUCGAGCACGUCCACGGAUUUAUCCUUCGCAACUUCGGAGGGAGUAGAAGAAAAGUAGAAAAUGUAGAAUUCGACUAUCGAAAAAGAUAGCACGAGAGCACCAGCGCUUUAAAAGUUUCUUCACAAACUUCGGUAAUGCGUCGAUACUUUUUUUUCGAACUUCGAACCUUGGAGUAAUUGGAAGAGGAGAAUAUACUUUACGAUAUUAAAAAUUUCGAAACUUUUAACGAUCUACUAUUUUAUCCGGCCAGCCAUAUUACUCGGGCGCACUGUAUAAUUAUUUACGAACGAACAAUGACGCAAAUCGCCAAGGAUAUACCUCGCCUCGUUAUAGAAAACCGCCGCUCGAUAUCCAAAACGAUUUCUCGAUCGCUAAAUUCUCCAAAACGAGCAGGAAAGAAAGUAAGUUUCAGCAGUCUACCGAAGAGAAAUUCAACCGACAGCCUUUUCCCCCUCCCCCUCCCCCCCUUCCAACUUUUCGAAAAACCUCUUCCGUGUUCGACUCUCCUUUCUUCCGUGACUCGAACUGCCGUAAAAUAUCUCUUGGCAGCUGUUUGUCCGCGAAAAACAAACCGAGAACUUUUCUAACCUUUUCCACCGCUCGACUUUAUAUAGCCCUUCGACCAGCUGGAUUGCCAGUGAACUUUCACCAACGAACUAUAAAAAAACUCUCGCGUAGAUUCGAUUUUAUACGUUAUUUCUUUUUUUUUCUUUUCUUUUCUUUUCUUUUUGAUUCGCGAACUGAUAUCGAUCGCGAUCAUUUCGAAAAUUACAAUAUCGUUUGAAAAAAAAUUAUAUUAGACGCAAUUAAUAUUUGGACAUAUUUACGAUAACAGCGAUCGAGAAAAACGUUGAACUCGUCUGUAUAAAUUUCUAUCGAACGAGGCGAUUAAAAAAGAAAAGGAAGAACGAGAAAGCGAAGUGGACGUGCUUCGCAUCUGAAUCUACUUGACAUAGUCUCUCUCUCUCUAUAUAUAUAUAUAUCUCUAUCUCUCUUCCUCUAUCUUUCUCUCUCUCUUUCUCUGUGUCUCUCUCUCUCUCUCUUUCUCUUUCGUGUCUCUUUCGUGCAUGCAAACUGUCUCUCUCUCUCUCUCUCUCUCUCUUGUCUGUCGAUGUCGAUGUCGUUGGUUGGAUCUUCUCUUAUCGCGCGUGAGAUCUUCGAAGAUCAGUCGACUUAUGAAGAAAAAGAAAAAAAAAUGGGGAAGGAGAAAAAAAAAAAAAAAAAAAAAAAGUAACAGAGAUCAAAACUAGAGAACGCCGUUAUUUUGCUACUCGAAAGUAACAAAGAAGAAAGUCCAAUGAGAAGUAGAGAGUGUAAUAACAUAUCGCGAUGAUUUUCGAAGAUCCGCGGAGAGACUCGCAUUCUUUCUCUCCAUAAACGAUCUCUUUAGAUUAAUUCGUAAAAACGCUUUAAAAUGUACCUAGAACCUACGAGAUUCUAUUCUACACUCUUCCUCGUCCUUAUUCCUUUUAAAAAAAAUGCGCCUUUUUCCUCUCCCGUCCAAGCAUAUUUUCCCCUUUACCGACCGAAUCCUCAUACACCGCCAUACACUUCCACCUUCCCCUUCCCCUUCCCCUUCCUCUUCUCCUUCCCCUUCCCUCACUCCAGCCCCGAAAAAAAAGUAAUUGUCUCGCAGAUUCAGAUUCUUCUGUGCGAUUCUAAUCUUGAUAUAACACUUGAAGUCAAUUACUUAAUCCAAAGGUGUAUACAUUAUAACUAUUAUAUAUUUGAUUCUAAUAGAGAGAGAUAUACGCUCGUAUGUUUUUUCUUGCGAAUUUUUCGAUAAUAUAAAUAUAAUAAAUAACGAAACACAAAUAAGUUGAAUUGAAUAAUAUUCUAAUAGUUACUAUACGGAGUGUGUAAGCAUUGUUCGCGUCACGCGGUGUUAAAGAAGUGGCAUGAGUUUCGGUGCAACACGAAGCGAAAUCAUAUAUCGUCGCGAGAAUUCGCGAUCGAUAUCGAGAAGGGAAGCGAUCAAUUGGGCAACAAAGUGAAAUUCCCCGACAAUUUCAAAAACUUGACAGAUUGAAACUUGCAACGCAGGAACGGGUAUAGUUAAAAAUAAUAAACUGUUUUCCUAUUCCUUGCGCUCUCUUUAACUAUUUCUCUGUCUGUCCUCUCUGUUUCGAUCUCUCUCUCUCUCUCUCUCUCUCUCUCUUUCUUUCUCUCUUCCUCUUCUCUCACUCGUCCUUUUCUCCUAAAAGUGAACAAAUUUUUUUUCUCUUUGUCGUCUUGUAUAUGCCUUCUCGCUCGAUGUGUCUACUACGCUGUAUGCUCUUUAAAGUCACGACUAUUUAAUGCAUGUGUCACGCGUAAAAGCGAACGAAUAAAACGAAUAAAAAAUAAUUAAAAAAGAAAAAAAAAAAGAAGUCUUAUACGCUAUUGUUAUCGCUGAUUAAUGUCGUGUGUCGUUGUUGUUUCUCGAUGUAAUCAAUUAUAUACUUCGAUAUACUUCGAUCCUCUAGUCGAUGUUAAAUACCUAAUCUAGCUUUGACAUUUUCCCCCUUUUCUUUUUUUUUCCUCGCAUUAUAUCGUACGUGUAAAUUCAAUUAAAAGCUCUGUGUGUGCCUUUUGUUUCGUGUCUAAUUUGAUUUGAUAAACGUAAAAAAAAAAGCGAUGUGAUCAACGUAUCAUGUAAUGAUUUAUCUCUGCGUAAGUUCCUAUCCUGUAGUAGAAAUAUUUUUAAACGUAUAUAAACGCAUCCAUUGUUAUAAUUUGUCGAGAUACGAGCAGGCCGUUUGCCGACGAUUUUUCACUACCGCUAGAUUAAACAAAUCAAAUUUCAUCCACCAAUUGUCACGUGUACGCGUGCGAAAUUCAACAUUUAACAGUGUCGUUGCAAAAGUAGAAGAGAAAAAUAUGACGAUUUUCGGGUUAAAAGGCGAAGUUUCGAUCUUCCUUGUGUAAUUUUUAAUGAAACGAGAACGAAAAAGAACGCGGUCCGAAAAAUCAAAACGAAGCAAAAAUCGUAGAAACGAAUUUUGAGAGGAAUCAAAAUUCCAAAGAAAAAAGAAAAAAAACCAGUCGCGUGGAAUAUUCCGCAAACUUUCUCCUCUUCGAUUAUCUUUCAUCUUUUAGGUUCUACGAACUGUCUAUUUUCCAUCUCCUUAAUUUUUUUUUUUUUUUUUUAACGAGCGUUUCGAAUCCUCCACUUUGCACACACACAUACACACACAUAUAUUUCGAUCAAAUCAAACUAUUCCGGGCCACUUAUCGCUCUAUCCUUCACAUCCUUUACCUAUGAAGCCACCCUAAGCCUAUACGCGGCACGUGGCAAGUGAUACUUUAAUAAAUCUACUUGAUUCGUGUUUUAGACGAUCGUGAUUAUUAUUAUGAUUAAAGAAAAAAAAACAAACAAAAUGAAUAAAAAAAAAAAAAAAAAGAAAAUAAUAGAGUCUCGUUUUCGACGUGUCACGUCGAGAGAAUUCUAUUAUCAAAGAGGCGGAAGAGCCAACUAAGGUUCGUCACGAUUUUAACCGAUCUCGACGAAUUGCACUUAUAAAUUAGAAAGUAGUACUCGCUAGAAAAGUACAACUGACUCGUCGAAACGAGACACGCGUGGAAUUAAUAUUGUAAAAGAUAGUUAACGGGCCCUCCUUAGGUUCCUUAGGUAACGAGUGUUUAACGAGAGAGAGAAAAUAAAAAAAAAAAAAAGAAAGAGUAAGAAGAAAAUUACGAAGAGAACGCGUUAGGUACGAUAAUGCGCCGAAACGUUAAGAUUAUAACGUUCUUUUCUUCAUGUACAUAGUCUCGCGUAUUACCUAGACCUGCGUUUAGAAUAACCGAAAGAUUUUCGUUAUUCGUGGUUUCGUUCUACGAAACGAAUGAAUGGAAGACGAGAUGCAGAUGCUGCGUUCCCUUUGGAAAUUUGGGAUACCUUUUUUUGUCCCCGAUUUUUGCCUUCGAUUUUCACUCGAUCGAUCGAAUCUUCGAUUCCUGGAUAGAAACCUCUGACUGUGAAACUAGAGAGUGGUUUUUCAAAAUUCCGGGAAGGAAAAGAAGGAGUUUCUUUUUUUUUUAAAUAUAUAUAUAUAAACACGUUCGUCUCUAAUUUUGAGUUCGAUUUUUUUUUUUAUUCGAAAUCUUCGAUUG